AUGCCGCCGCGGAAGCAGCACAGACGCGUUAGCGCAUUCCCCGCGAUAGCAGAAUAUGGAGAAAGUACGCCGACUUCGUCAGUUUUAAGUCCGUCCACAAGAGGUUUGAGGAGGACUACUUUUGUGGAGAUAUGGCCGAAAAAUAAUGGUCCCACUGAGGUAAUCCGAGGAAAAAUACCAGAAGAUCAAAUUCCCAGCUGGCUUGAACAAAAAGAUGCCUUUGCUCAUACAAGUAAUGAGACAUCAAAAAUGGGUGCUCUAAGACUGCUGUUUACAAAUAGAGCAAUGAAUUCCGAUAAGAAAGCUGUUGGGAUGACUUUCAGUGAUGAUACACUUCAAGUGAUUAUGAGCCGCCUUCAACUACCAGCAGCAUUUGCACAGAUGCUAGCACCGGACCAAAUUGAACCUCCACGAUUCUCUCAUAAUACUCUAUUUGAUACUCAUGGAAACCAUUUGGGUAUGGCAUUAGCAAUUCACUUUCAUCGCUGGCGCCUUGAAUCCAUCACCCUUGGUCUUUCUUACAACCAGAAUACCAAAGUAACCACGGCUCUUCUCCUCGAGAACUCCAAAGAUCCAACUCACGAAUCAUUCAUUCACUAUAUCUUAUUGCAAUCCACAUACCUAACUCAUCCGCUCUUCCUUCCUCUAAUUCUGGCCGAGCUAAUGCUCGACACUCACCGAACGCAGUUAGAUCGAACCACAUCCCGCCUCCGAAACCUCGAAUCCGCAAUCGGAAUCCACGAUCACGAUUACCAUUCCACCUCAUCCCCUUCUUACAGCACACCUGACAAAUCGCCCCUCCCAGACUUCCCCUUCAUCUCUCGCUCGCUAAAUGGAGAAUCCACCCGUUUAGCCCUCUACGAAGUAAAAGUAAGAUCCAAUAUUCAUCUCCUGCAAGCACUUAUUCGCGGCCCCUAUUUCACAACUCUUCUCCCGACGCAUGAUCUGGAUGGAACAAGCCAACAUCGCCCUCCGAGAAAAAUGCGAAUUCCUUCUUGGCUGGAACGUCGAAUUAUCUUCUCGUGUCAUUGCACAGAGACGAAUCGUGAAGAUUCAGAUAGGUAG
Messenger RNA from Botrytis deweyae, 1065 nucleotides. RefSeq lists its product as uncharacterized. The record is from RefSeq and is a predicted model, not a curated record. NCBI's taxonomy places the organism in Eukaryota, Fungi, Ascomycota, Leotiomycetes, Helotiales, Sclerotiniaceae. Bases 1 to 1065 code for a protein of 354 amino acids. The transcript has 5 exons.